CGUAACGCUGCUUGAACAAAGUGUACAACAUGUUGAUGUAGGUCGACGGACACACGAGUGCAAGUUCGACGAUAUUUUUCGGUCAAAAAACACUAUAUCAAACCAUUAAUUUUAAGUAUGAAACAAGCACACCUAACGUGGGCGCGCGAUGCUAGUGCACGGCGCGCCACUGCAAUUUGCAACUGCUUGCAGUCUAGCAAGCCGCAACUCACUGACACCCGACUAAGCCGCCGAACAUUAUUGCACCAUGCCGCAUUACUUCUCCUAUGUGACUGUAAAAGAUCGAACGGGAGAGGAGGAUGAAACUGCUGCACGCAAGGUCUCUGUUCCAGUGGAAGUGCGCGGGCUGUCCUGUGGCGGCGACGGAGCGGGUGCAGGCUCAGCGGCGCCAGCACCAGUGCUCAUCUUCAGUAGCGGCUUCCUAACGCCGGCGGCCGCGUACGGCACACUGCUGCAGCAGCUGGCGGCGGCAGGCUGUGUGGUGGUGUCGUACGACAAGUCGUUUGAAACCCUGUCGUACCUGAUGGACGACAACGACUCCGUACGGCUGCUGGCGGAGGUGUGGCGGCGGGCGGCGGAGCUGCUGGCGGGCCGGCAGGGGCAGCAGCAGCAGCAGCAGCAGGCUGUGGGGCCGGUGUUCUUGGUUGGCCACUCCCGAGGCGCCAAGGUCUCGGUGCUCGCGGCAGCAGCUGCAGCGGCCGCGCCCGCCGGCGCGGCUGAGGCUUACGCCGUAGCCAUCGCCGAUCGGCGCGGCCUGGCCAGCAUUGUUGGCGACGUGUUGGUUGAAGGCGGCGACGAGGCGUCAUCGCGCCGUUCCCAGGCGUCCAGGCAACAGAGCACAACCACCGCAACAGAAUCACCACAACACACCUCUGCCGCGGCUGCUUCCUCAGCACAGCUGCCGCUGCCACUGCCGCUGGCUGGGGUGGUGCUGUUGGACCCAGCCGACGGCGCCUUUGAGCCGCAGGACGCAGCCCGCUACCCCUCCGCACUCGCCGCAGUCGCGGCCACACCGCCCCGGGUGGGCGUGUCGGCGGCUGCAUCGGCCACGAGCGAAGCACCAGCGGCUUCGGGUGCGGGUGCGGGUGUGGGAGCGGCAGGCGGAAUCACAGAGCUGCUGCCGGCACUGGUGGUGGGUGCAGGCCGCGGCGGUGACUGUGUGCCGCGAGCCAAGAACUUCCGGGCGUUCUACGAGGCAUGGCCGGGGCCGCGUGUGCUGGUGACGCUGCCGGACGCCGGCCACCUGCAGUUCUUGGACACGUCGGACGGACUGGCGCAGUCCAUGUGCGCCGCAGGCCGCGGCGUCGCCAAUGCGCAAGUGGCGGCCGCGGCGGCGGCGGCCACGGUGGCGUUCGCACGGGGCGUGGUCGCCGCCACCGCCGCCACCACACCGAUCGGUGUGGGUGUGGAUGUGGGUGCGGGCGGCGGUGCGGGCGGUGGUGGGAAAGGAUGGGAGAGCGGGGGAGGGAGAGGGGGUCUGGGGGCCGUGGAGCUGCGGGGGUUGUGCGAGAGGGCGCUCGAGGGAGCCACAGCGCUCAGGUUCAGCGUGGAAGCAGCGGUGCCGUGAUGGGCGAGCGGAUGGCUGCGUGCCGGUGUGCCAGUGUGUGUGCGGCGGGCCGGGAGCAGGCUUUGACGAUGCUUUGAUUGAAGAAACGAGUGCAUGUAGUUCGGUUGGAUGGGUGCGGGAUGCUGCUUGGCAAGGGAGGCGGAUGGGCAGGGUUGAGGGCGAGCUGGGGUGAGCUGGCCGGCAAGGGAAAGGUAGCGAGCCAUGUGGGACUUGGCCCGGGCGCGUAACUGCGCAGGCUGCGCUUCGUACGGUAUGUUAAAUGGGGCUAUCGAC
Chlamydomonas reinhardtii is the source of this 1840-nucleotide messenger RNA. RefSeq lists its product as uncharacterized. The transcript is spliced from 7 exons. Gene Ontology annotation, molecular function: chlorophyllase activity. The coding region runs from base 248 to 1567 and encodes 439 amino acids. Lineage: Eukaryota; Viridiplantae; Chlorophyta; Chlorophyceae; Chlamydomonadales; Chlamydomonadaceae. Gene Ontology annotation, biological process: chlorophyll catabolic process. The record is from RefSeq and is a predicted model, not a curated record.